Molecule: messenger RNA, 2081 nt
Organism: Austrofundulus limnaeus
Lineage: Eukaryota; Metazoa; Chordata; Actinopteri; Cyprinodontiformes; Rivulidae
Product: neuronal acetylcholine receptor subunit alpha-3
Exons: 7
Coding region: 190-1917 (575 amino acids)
Biological process (GO): monoatomic ion transmembrane transport
Cellular component (GO): postsynaptic membrane
Molecular function (GO): acetylcholine-gated monoatomic cation-selective channel activity; transmembrane signaling receptor activity
Source: RefSeq, a predicted model, not a curated record
GCGGAGAAGUUGUCCGCGUCGGGGCGGUGCGCACCGACCUCUCCGCGCUACAGGGGAGCGCAGCGCAAAGGAAAAUGCUCCGAUCUUAACAGRACGUUUGGAGCAGCUCGGAGACAAGAACCUCGUUGUUCUGCAUCACUUUUUUUUUGUUCCACCCUGAAGAAAGCACCGCCAGGCGCAGAUGUAGCCAUGGAUUUCUCCGGGAAACUCACCACCGUCCUCCUGCUGGGGAUCCUCGCAGUGCAAGGCUGUUUUUCAUCUAAAGCCGAGGACAGAUUAUUCCGCCGGCUGUUUCGAAGGUACAACCAGUUCAUCCGACCAGUGGAGAACGUCUCUGAUCCUGUCACCGUGGAGUUUGAAGUGUCCAUAUCUCAACUGGUCAAAGUGGAUGAAGUGAAUCAGAUCAUGGAAACUAAUCUGUGGUUAAGACAUGUGUGGAACGACUACAAACUGAGAUGGACUCCAGUUGAUUAUGAUGGGAUCGAGUUCAUUCGAGUUCCAUCCAACAAGAUUUGGAGGCCAGAUAUUGUCCUGUACAACAACGCCGUGGGUGAUUUCCUGGUGGAAGACAAGACCAAAGCUCUGCUGAAAUUCGACGGUACAAUCACUUGGGUUCCCCCAGCUAUAUUCAAGUCCUCCUGCCCGAUGGACAUCACGUACUUCCCCUUUGAUUACCAGAACUGCUCCAUGAAGUUUGGCUCCUGGACCUACGACAAGGCCAAGAUUGACUUGGUGCUGAUUGGCUCAAAGGUGAACCUAAAGGACUUCUGGGAAAGUGGAGAGUGGGAGAUCAUCGAUGCACCCGGAUACAAGCACGACAUCAAGUAUAACUGCUGUGAAGAAAUCUACCCGGACAUCACCUACUCCUUCUACAUCCGCCGCCUGCCCCUCUUCUACACCAUCAACCUCAUCAUUCCCUGCCUCCUCAUCUCCUUCCUCACCGUGUUGGUCUUCUACCUCCCAUCGGACUGCGGGGAGAAGGUCACCCUGUGCAUCUCGGUCCUGCUGUCCCUCACCGUGUUCCUGCUGGUCAUCACAGAGACCAUCCCCUCCACGUCACUCGUCAUCCCUCUGAUCGGCGAGUACCUCCUCUUCACCAUGAUUUUCGUGACGCUAAGCAUCGUCAUCACUGUCUUCGUGCUGAACGUGCACUACCGCACGCCCAUGACUCAUACUAUGCCGGAGUGGGUGAGGAUGGUGUUCCUUGGGGUGUUACCCAGAGUGAUGCUGAUGAGGCGACCCAUUGACCAGAGCUGCUCAUCGCCAGCCAAAGUUACAGGAGGGACGGGAGGAGGAGGAGGAGGAGGAGGAGGAAGAGGAGGAAGAGGCAGCAGUGGGCGUUUCAAGAUGAGAAAGAACAGUGUGGGAGGAGGGAGCAGCUCAGGCAGUGUAAGUGUUGGUGGUAUAACUGGGGGGGUACCGUGUCCAACUCUGGACAGCGGAUCAGGAGGCGGAGGAACCUCCUCAGCUGGCGGCUCCAUGAAUUGCGUGGAGUACGGUGAGAUGAACCGCGACCUGAACCGAGACAUGACCAGGAGGUUCCCCUACAGAGGGAAGGAGGUGCCGACUCCUGUUCCACCCCCGAUGGUUCCGCCUCCUCCUCCUCAACAGGCAACUCCCACUCAGGGGCCCUCGGAUUCUGAGCUGCCGAAGGUACCGAGGCCCCUAAACGCCUCGUCGCCGGUCAACGCCGUGGUCGCCUUUUCUGUGGUGUCACCAGAGAUCAAGCAGGCCAUCGAGAGCGUGAAGUAUAUCGCAGAGAACAUGAGGACUCGCAACAAAGCCAAGGAGGUGGAGGACGACUGGAAGUAUGUUGCCAUGGUCAUCGACAGGAUUUUCCUUUGGGUUUUUGUGACAGUGUGCGUGCUGGGAACUCUGGGACUCUUUCUCCAGCCGCUCAUCAGCUUUUUAAAAUGAGACACUUGUCUUUGUCCUUGUCUUUCUUGCCACSCCCAUCCCCUCAUCUGCUUCUGUGUUUUUGUACCUCACUUGAAUCUUUCCGAGAAUUGUCUUCUCAUGCAGCAGUAUCACAUUAAACACAAGCGCAUUAAUGGGAACGCCAUCAUCAGCCAUCACUUUUA